Cydia pomonella (codling moth) is the source of this 3853-nucleotide messenger RNA. Its product is annotated as PDZ domain-containing protein GIPC1-like. The record is from RefSeq and is a predicted model, not a curated record. NCBI's taxonomy places the organism in Eukaryota, Metazoa, Arthropoda, Insecta, Lepidoptera, Tortricidae. The transcript is spliced from 4 exons. Bases 266 to 1225 code for a protein of 319 amino acids. Gene Ontology annotation, molecular function: protein binding.
CAGUACAGGUUCGCGCGCCGCGGCGAGAGCUCCUUCCGCACCGUUGUCCAAUGGGCUUUCCCCCAACUACGGAACGCUCCACAAUCUUAUCCAAUAAUUAUCGCCAUUGGGCGAUACCUUAUCUCGUGCAAUGACGCGAUAUUUUAAAGUUCUACCGAGAUAAGAGACUAGUGAUUAAAACUCAGGUGUAGAAUGUGUGUCUGACCGCUAUCGUUUUAAAGAAACUUUAACAACCGUUACUUAGUGCUCGAUUACAAAUAUUACGAUGUCGUUGUUCAAGAAGAAAGCGCCAAAAUACACGGCGCCCCCGCUGCCGCCCGUGCCGGCAGAGGAAGUACCUCCUGCUAAUGGAGUCGACAACAACAAUGGUGCUCAGAAGUCGCAGCUGGUCUUCCACUGCCAGCAAGCCCAUGGCAGCCCCCUUGGACUUAUUUCUGGGUUUUCUAAUGUCAAAGAAUUAUACCAGAAAAUUGCUGAAUGCUACGACUUUCCAGCAGAAGAUAUCCUGUUCUGCACAUUGAACACGCAUAAAGUAGACAUGAAGAAGCUCCUAGGGGGACAAAUCGGAUUAGAAGAUUUUAUAUUUGCGCAUAGAAAAGGUCGUCCCAAAGAAAUAGAAAUUGUCAAGACAGAGGAUGCUCUUGGCCUAACUAUUACGGACAACGGUGCCGGAUACGCGUUUAUCAAGAGAAUGAAAGAAGGUUCUAUAGUUUCGAGAAUACCGCAUAUAGAGGUCGGUGACCACAUUGAAAAACUAGAUGGAUUAAAUAUGGUGGGCAAGAGACAUUACGAAGUAGCAAAAACAUUAAAAGAUAUCCCUAAAGGCACGACAUUUACUAUACGACUUGUGGAGCCGCUAAAGAGUGGUUUUAACAGCAUUGGACCAAAGACGAGUAGUGCCAGGGCAGGAAAGAAACAAAAUUAUGGUUCCGGCAAGGAAACACUUAGAUUUAAGGCAAACGGUCAGGCCACUAUUGAAAAUGAGCAUGACGAGAAAUCGAAAGCGGGCAUAGAGAAAAUAAACUCUCUGUUGGAAUCGUUCAUGGGCAUCAACGACACCGAGCUGGCUACGCAAAUGUGGAACUUAUCUGAGGGCAAAACCAACUCUAUGCAGUUAGCUGAAGCCAUUGACAACAGCGACUUGCAAGAAUUCGGGUUUACGGAUGAAUUCAUUAUUGAACUUUGGGGGGCCAUCACAGAUGCUAGAUCUGGUAGGCUCAGUUAGAAAUACUAGUGGUAGACAAAGACAUAAUUUAUUCCGAACUUGGCUUGAGCACUAUCCUGUUAAGUAUUUAAAUUGCCUAGCGCAGCGCAUUCUCAUGUUCAAAUAUGGGAAAUGAAAACUAUGCAGUUAAACAUGUCGACCAAAACAAAGAAAUUGUUAACGUUGAAUAGUAAUAUAAGGUACUUUACUUACCUAAGAGAAUCAUAAUAUAUGUAAUGAUUAAAUUAAAUGAAUAAUAUUUGAUUGUUAUUGCAUUGGCUAGGUAUGUGCAAAGUGCCUGGUGGGUUAACUAAGCGAUGGUCGCGCUUGUCAAAAAAUGUGAACUUAAUUGACAUGUGUAAUACAUUGUACACUGUAAAAAUGCAUAGUUAAUUUGACCAAUAGUGGACAGGCGGACACUCGUCUCGCACACAGUUGAAACAAAAAAAUCCAACAGCGAGCGUUUAAUCGUAAUAUUUUACAGUUUUUACACAGUAGAUACAGACAGCAAAACUAUUAGUUUAUCACCACUGCAUACAUAAUAUAAUAGUUUUGUGCUGACUUUACUAGUAGUGCUAGAGCGAAGUCUUAUAAGUAGGUAGUGUAAUAAAAAUAAAGAAUUUUAAAUUUAUUAUGGUAUAAAAUACAUGUGGACUCUAAAAUCCCAAACAGUCGCGCGGCUUUCGAGAUGCUCUACUCCACUGUAUACAAAAAUACUUGGGUGUUAUAAUGUAAAGCCAUUAACAAUAAUUCAUCGGUGCAAUUUCUUAGAGUAUAUUAAAUUGAAAAUUAUACAAAUUUAUACUUAUAUUAUAAUUUAUAAACCAACAGAGAUUUAUUAUUAUGAUAGAGUUGAGUUAGUAUAUAUAUAAAAUUGACCUAAUUUUGUAAGGACUAGGAUGCUAAGUAGGUUUAAUGGUAUUAAGCAAUAUGAAUGAAAAAAAUGACUGUCAGAUGCCUAUCAUCCUGUUAGUAUUAUAUUACAGAACGUAAGUGUACAAAGUGAAAUUCCAGCAGUGCCUUUUGUAAUACAUUUUGUGAUAGUUUGGAUAUUAGAGUACAAAUUGGAUAAGUGAUAUGAUACUGAUCAUCAUUAUUCGUAACUAACAGAUUGUUUUGUAGCGCCAGGUGACUGUCAUAAUACAAUUUGAUAUUUUUUCUAUAGUCUAUCGUCAACUACCAUGUAAGCAUACUGCAUAGUGCUUGGCUAAUUUACAGGACAGGGCGUAGUUAUGCAGCGAAAUAGGAUGGGUAUGCGACUAUACCACAUAGACAUAGACCACAUAAAAAAAUAAUAGUACUACCUACCGUACAGAAAUGACACUUCCUACAAAACCGAAGUUUGACAGCGAUUCAGGGACGAAUCAUGCUGUCCCUUUCUAAUGCAUUUCACUCUCCUUCUCGGCUAUUUAGGUAAUUCAAGUAAUUAUCUUAUCUGUGGUCAUGCACGCGAAGGGACCUUACGUUGUGUCAACCCUAAUAAUGGCUCGAAGCUAUGCUCAGCCGAACGGAGCCGAGAAUGACCAAAAGGAGUGUCGCCCCACUGCACGUGGUGUACUGAGGCUGGUCAAGCUUGUACAGAGAACCAAAUGAACAAAUGUAUGUAUAUAUUUAAUCUCCAUACCUCUAUGUGUAGUAUACUUCUUGAAUGUGUAGUGUCAGUACACUCAAAGCUUAACGCGGACACAACGGAGCAAUAUGACCCAUUGAUGUCCUCUGUAGGUCAGCCCGCGUAGCCAACAUGCCAUAUAUCGAACCAAAUGCAACUGUCAUUGUCGCACUAAUAUGGAAGAGUGAUAAAGAGAGAUGAACUACGCUACGCUACGGAGCGUUACCGAUUAGCAUGUUGACUACGCCGGCUGUAGUGGUAAGCAUGCUUCGCAGUGUCACUUAUUCCACCCAUGUAUUAUUCGUCGUUAAGCGCCAAUUACACCCACUCUUCCCGAUAUAGGGCCCGAAAUCAGUCCCGAUGUCGGCCCUAAUAAUCGUUUCCGUUUGACCGAAUAUCAGCACACAUCCAAAAAUGUUCAAAAUACUCUUGGGCUCGACGUCGGGCCUGGGGGCCUAUCGCGGAAACCGAAAUUCGCAAAUUGCGAGGAUCUUUCUCUUUUACUCUCACUAAGACGUAUUGAGAGUGACAGAGAAAAAGGCCCGCAAUUGACGAACUUCGAUUUUCGCGGUUAUAGCCCGAUAUCAGGCCUGAUAAAGUGUGACCAAUAUUAAUUACCAUAUAGGUAAGUACCUACUUCACACUAUUACUAAACACUAUUAUGCACUGAGUAAUUAAACUAAACUGAGCCGGCUUGCCUAUAACAGAGGGCUUACCGCGAACCACGUUCGACGUGUUGCCUCCCUGUCACUCUUACGUACGAAUUUACAAGUGCGACAGAGAGGUAACACGUCGAACGUGGUUCGCGGUAGGCCCUCUGAAUUCAACUACUCCAUAUAAUAUUUAUCGUUAAAGUUAUACCUACUAGCUAAUGUAUUGUAUAUUUUACCAAUAAAAGAGUAUGAGUAUGAGUAUUGUACAGUCACUAGUUAAGAUACUUAAGAUAGAAAUUUCAUUAUUAAAUCUACCUAUGUCUAAUUCAUUUAUUUGUUUAUAUUGUGUAAUUAUACUUUAAGAAUUAAUAAAGUUCGUCGUUUAUA